CCACUACAACACUUCCCCUUUUGUUCAUGUUGUCUUUCAUCCUGGUGGAGGCCUCGGUUGAACCUUUCUCCGUUUGGGACUAAACUUGUACCUGGGCUUCCAUGUAAUGCAUAGAUAAAGACCUGGAUUAACUUUAUCAAAGGAGGGUUCAAACCUUUAGCAUUUUCUCUCUGUUUUUAUUUGAACACCUGUGUCUGUGUGCAAGAAGGAGCCUGAGGAGAAAAGAAAUCAUAUUUUUGUUUGAGGUUGUAAAGAAUGGAGAACCUGUGCUAAAGAUGGGAUCUGUAGUGUCAUACCUUGGCCAGUUGUGUGGACAAGGAAAAAAGGAAGAAAAGGAUAGAUGCUUGCGGGCUAAUGACAGAGCGUUCAACCUAUCUUUCCGCUAUGCUAACAACACCAUCAAGACCUCCAAAUACAAUGUCAUCACCUUUCUGCCACUUAAUCUUUUUGAGCAGUUCAGGAGGCUCGCAAAUGCCUACUUCCUUUUCCUCCUUAUCCUUCAGUUAAUCCCACAAAUCUCUUCUCUGGCAUGGUUCACCACAGCUGUCCCCUUGGCUUUGGUGCUGUCUAUGACAGGAGUCAAAGAUGCCAGUGAUGACAUAAACAGACACAAAUGUGACAAACAAGUGAAUAACCGCAGGGUGGACGUCCUCAUCGAUGGCCAACUAAAAAAUGAAAAAUGGAUGAAUGUUCAGGUUGGAGACAUAGUCAAACUGGAGAAUAAUGAGUUUGUCACAGCAGACCUUCUGUUGCUGUCCAGCAGUGAGCCUCUCAAUUUAGUUUACGUGGAAACAGCUGAAUUAGACGGAGAAACCAAUCUAAAGGUGAAACAAGCUCUGACUGUAACAGGAGCGAUGGGAGACAACGUUGAAGCACUGGCUGCCUUUAAAGGUGAAGUGCGAUGUGAACCUCCCAACAACCGUCUAGACAAGUUCAAAGGGAUCCUGUCUGUAAAUGGACAAAGCUACGCCUUGGACAAUGAUAAAGUGCUGCUCAGAGGCUGUACUCUGAGGAACACUGAUUGGUGCUUCGGUCUUGUCAUCUUUGGAGGUCCUGACACUAAACUGAUGCAGAACAGCGGAAAGUCAGUGUUCAAACGGACGAGCAUUGAUCACCUGAUGAAUAUCCUGGUCCUGUGUAUCUUUGGUUUUCUGGCAUCUAUGUGCGCCAUUAUGGCCAUUUGCAAUGCAGUCUGGGAAGCGAACGAGGGCUCUGUGUUCACUGUGUUUCUUCCUCGUGAACGGGGCAUUGAUGCUCCUCUCUCUUCGUUCCUCACCUUCUGGUCUUAUGUCAUCGUCCUUAACACAGUGGUACCGAUUUCACUCUACGUCAGUGUGGAGAUUUUCCGUUUGGGGAACAGCUUCUUCAUAGACUGGGACAGAAAGAUGUAUUAUCCUAAGAAUGACACUCCUGCACAGGCAAGGACCACCACACUCAAUGAGGAGCUAGGCCAGAUUAAAUACAUCUUCAGCGACAAGACUGGCACUCUGACGCAGAACAUCAUGACUUUCAACAAGUGCUCCAUUAAUGGAAAAGCUUACGGGGACCUCUAUGACUUCUCUGGACAAAGGGUGGAAGUAACAGAGAGGACAGAGAAAGUGGACUUCUCCUGGAACCAUCUGGCAGAUCCAAAGUUCAGCUUUCAUGACCACAGUCUGGUGGAGACGGUGAGAAGUGGAAAACCUGAGGCCCAGGAGUUCUUCCGCUUGCUAUCCCUGUGUCACACAGUCAUGCCUGAGGAAAAGAAAGAAGGGGAGCUCAACUAUCAGGCUCAGUCUCCUGAUGAGGGCGCUCUGGUGAUCGCUGCAAGAAACUUUGGAUUUGUGUUCCGAUCACGCACACCAGAGUCCAUCACAGUCAUAGAGAUGGGCAGACAAGUCAUCUAUGAACUUCUGGCUGUUCUGGACUUCAAUAAUGUGCGGAAGAGGAUGUCAGUGAUAGUGCGUAGCCCAGAGGGCAAGCUGACUCUAUACUGCAAAGGUGCAGACACCAUCAUCUAUGAAAGGCUACAUCCCUCCUGUAACAAACUGAUGGAAGUAACCACUAAUCACCUCAAUGAGUAUGCAGGUGAUGGCCUCCGUACACUGGCUCUAGCCUACAAGGACUUAGAUGAGAGAUAUGUCAUGAAGUGGGCACAGCGCCACCAUGAGGCUAGCAUCGCCAUGGAGGGACGUGACGAAAAACUUGAAGAACUUUAUGAAGAGAUAGAGAAAGACAUGAUGCUGCUGGGAGCGACGGCUGUGGAGGACAAGUUGCAAGAUGGUGUGCCACAGACCAUUGAGCAACUGGCUAAAGCUGACAUCAAAAUCUGGGUGUUAACUGGAGAUAAGCAAGAGACAGCAGAAAACAUCGGCUAUUCCUGCAACAUGCUGAGAGAGGAGAUGAAGGAUAUCUUCAUUGUGUCAGCCAACACUGCUGAAGGAGUCAAAGAGGAGCUACAGAAUGCCAGAAGGAAAAUGUGUCCAGAAGCAGCAGAGGAGCCAUCUGUGAUCAAGUCUCGAGCAGGCCUGUUUUGGCUUAAGAAAACAAAAACUGUGCAGGAUGAGAAGGUGGAUGGAGAUUAUGGCCUAAUUAUAAAUGGACACAGUCUGGCUGUUGCCCUGGAGAAGAACUUGAGGCUGGAGCUGCUGAGGACAGCAUGUAUGUGUCAGACGGUGAUUUGCUGCAGGGUUACCCCUUUGCAGAAGGCCCAAGUGGUUCAGCUGGUAAAGAAAUACAAGCAGGCUGUCACUCUUGCUAUUGGGGAUGGCGCCAAUGAUGUCAGCAUGAUAAAAGCUGCUCAUAUCGGCGUAGGUAUCAGUGGGCAGGAAGGCAUGCAGGCAGUCCUCUCCAGCGACUUUUCCUUUGCCCAGUUCCGUUACCUUCAGCGCCUCCUGCUGGUGCAUGGCCGCUGGUCCUACAUACGCAUGUGCAAGUUCCUAGGAUAUUUCUUUUACAAGAACUUCACAUUCACACUUGUGCAAUUCUGGUAUUCCUUCUUUUGUGGGUUUUCUGCACAGACUGUGUAUGAUGAGUGGUUCAUCACCUGCUACAAUUUGGUUUACACAGCUCUUCCAGUCCUUGGCUUGAGCCUCUUUGAUCAGGAUGUAAAUGACCGCUGGAGUUUACAGCAUCCUCAGCUCUACUGUCCAGGCCAGAAGAACCAGUACUUCAAUAAGAAAGCUUUUGCGAGCUGUGUGAUGCACAGCUGCUACAGCUCCUUAAUCCUCUUCUUUAUUCCAUGGGCUGCCAUGCGUGACACCGUCAGAGAUGAUGGAAAAGACAUUGCCAACUAUCAGUCCUUUGCUUUACUGACGCAGACCUGUCUGCUCAUUGUGGUCUUCACACAGCUGGGUCUCGACACCUAUUACUGGUCAGCAGUGAACCAUUUUUUUGUAUGGGGAAGCAUAGCUGCCUACUUCGCCAUCACAUUCACCAUGUACAGCAACGGCAUGUUUUACAUCUUCACGUCUACUUUCCCCUUCGUUGGCACAGCAAGAAACUCAUUGAACCAGCCUAAUGUGUGGCUCACCAUAUUCCUGAGUUCCCUCCUCUGUAUUCUGCCUGUGGUAGCUUUCCGUUUCAUUCUCAUACAGCUUCGUCCUACCAUCAAUGAUAAGGUGAGAUAUAAGAUGCGAAAGGAGGUGCUGCCAGCACCUGCACCUCGCCGCCUACUGAGAAGACGUAGUACUCGGUCAGGCUAUGCCUUCUCACACUCCCAGGGCUACGGUGAGCUGAUAACGUCUCAGAACUUCCUGAUGAAACGCCCCCUGAAGAGAGCACCUCUGUUUCCCCAAACAGACUCUCCCAUAUUUCAAAAUCAGCCACAGCACUACCGCACUAUUACCGAGGAGUCAGAGGAGUCACCGAGUCCCUAGCCUGGAAGUACACAGAGACUGAAACACAACAGAUUGUACUUUAUUUUGAUAUCAUUGGAGCCAACCUGGCACUGAAGACAAGAUACACAGGGUGAAUUUAACUACUGGGUGCUUUCCAGUUAAAGGUUUUAUGUGGAAAAAUGAAUCAUUAUGAAAACUAAUGAUAUUUUAUAAUGAUAAUUUUGAUAUCUCUGCAAAAAAUGUUUAAUUUGCAACAGAGAGCGCAUUGGUGGUUUUGAUUUUUUGUGCUUAAUAAGUACAAUUUUCAUAUCCUGCAGUCUAAAUUAUUACUUGCAAUUUUCAAGCAGGCUUAAAGUUUGUUUGUUUUGUUUUUUUUACAUAGAGCCAGGUGGUUUGAUUUCAGUAAUCAGCUUGUAGGUUAUGAUGUUGGUUUUGGAUGCUUGGUUUAAUUGCCUGGUUCUGAUUCCAAAAAAAAGUAUUAUCUUAUAAAAAAUAGUAUUAUUCUUAAAAUUGUAAUGCAAAAUAUAUCUUAUACAAAGUUAUGUGAGGAGUAUAUAACUCUGAACACCAUUAAGGAGAUUAAAAAAGCUUACAUACAGUCAUCUCCAAAUAAAGGUGGCAAUAUUCACAUCUGCAUAUUAAACAUCUGUCUCUUGUUCUUAGCCUGUGUACGAUGAGUGGUUCAUCACUUUGCACA
Messenger RNA from Archocentrus centrarchus (flier cichlid), 4515 nucleotides. Its product is annotated as phospholipid-transporting ATPase ID-like. The record is from RefSeq and is a predicted model, not a curated record. The transcript has 28 exons. NCBI's taxonomy places the organism in Eukaryota, Metazoa, Chordata, Actinopteri, Cichliformes, Cichlidae. Gene Ontology annotation, cellular component: trans-Golgi network; plasma membrane. Gene Ontology annotation, biological process: Golgi organization; phospholipid translocation. The coding region runs from base 276 to 3857 and encodes 1193 amino acids. Gene Ontology annotation, molecular function: magnesium ion binding; ATP binding; ATP hydrolysis activity.